AUGGCAUUGUCUAAUAGGUUUAAAAUUCUCAAUAAAGAGUUGGAAAAAUGGAGAGAUGCCUUGUCAAAAGCGAUGCACAACUAUAGAAGCGGGAAAAAUCGUACUAGCGAGAUUAUUCAAGCACAAAUGUGGUUCAGUGCAACCGGGGGUGGCAAAAAAAGUUUCAACCAUCAUGAAUGUUGGGAGGUGGUGAAUAUUGCAAACGCUUCAUAA
Molecule: messenger RNA, 213 nt
Organism: Prunus armeniaca (apricot)
Lineage: Eukaryota; Viridiplantae; Streptophyta; Magnoliopsida; Rosales; Rosaceae
Source: the annotation of a GenBank genome assembly